AUGAGCGGUCGCUAUGCGUUAAUCACAGUACUAGAAUGUGGCAAAUACGAAACAAUGACGAGCACUCAGCAUCAAUUAGGAGCAGAUGUACAGCGCUGUUGUGUGCACAGAAAACGCCACCUCAUUUUACGCUAUUGGCACUACAAAAUAUUACGUAAUAAGGUCACUGUAACUUGCAUUAUAGAACCUAAAGAUUUAGUUCGCACGACGACUUCAGAAGACAUCUAUGGUCAAUGGCAUUGUCGUGAGAAGAUCUUCUGGAAACAGAAAAUCAUAGGCGAUGAAGAAAAAAUUUUGCACUUUAAGUUAAGUUAG
Necator americanus (New World hookworm) is the source of this 315-nucleotide messenger RNA. RefSeq lists its product as uncharacterized. Lineage: Eukaryota; Metazoa; Nematoda; Chromadorea; Rhabditida; Ancylostomatidae. The transcript has a single exon. The record is from RefSeq and is a predicted model, not a curated record. Bases 1 to 315 code for a protein of 104 amino acids.